This is a messenger RNA of Molossus molossus (Pallas's mastiff bat), 1789 nucleotides long. Its product is annotated as cytochrome P450 2J2. Gene Ontology annotation, molecular function: oxidoreductase activity, acting on paired donors, with incorporation or reduction of molecular oxygen, reduced flavin or flavoprotein as one donor, and incorporation of one atom of oxygen; iron ion binding; heme binding. Gene Ontology annotation, cellular component: intracellular membrane-bounded organelle; cytoplasm. The transcript is spliced from 9 exons. Gene Ontology annotation, biological process: xenobiotic metabolic process. Bases 58 to 1563 code for a protein of 501 amino acids. NCBI's taxonomy places the organism in Eukaryota, Metazoa, Chordata, Mammalia, Chiroptera, Molossidae. The record is from RefSeq and is a predicted model, not a curated record.
GACACAGGCGGGGACGUCGUCUGCUCUGACCGCCCGGAAGCCAGCGGACCUGGAGCGAUGAUCUCGGUGGGCGGCCUAGUGGCGGCCGUCUGGAGGGCGCUUCAUCUCCGCUCUCUCCUGCUGGGUGCCAUCGUCUUUCUGCUCCUUGCCAAUUUCUUCAAAAAACGGCUCCCCAAGAACUACCCACCAGGGCCCCCGAGUGUGCCUUUCUUUGGGAACUUCUUCCAGCUGGGCCUUAAGGAGCCGCACCUGACGCUGCAGAAGUAUGUGAAGAAAUAUGGGAACCUUUUCAGUAUGGAGUUUAGUGCCUGGCCUACAGUUAUUGUGACUGGAUUGCCCUUAAUCAAGGAAGUCCUUGUCCACCAGGGCCACCACGCUGCGGACCGCCCCUUAGCCCCUAUUCGAGAACGGACCUUUAAGAGAAAUGGCUUGAUCAUGUCCAAUGGCCAGGAAUGGAAGGAGCAAAGAAGGUUCACCCUGACAACACUAAGGAACUUUGGCUUAGGGAAGAGGAGCUUGGAGGAGCGCAUACAGGAGGAGGCCCACCACCUCAUCCAGGCAAUGGAAGAGGAGAAGGGACAGCCAUUUAACCCUCACCUCAAGAUCAACAACGCAGUUUCCAAUAUUAUCUGCUCCAUCACCUUUGGGGAGCGCUUUGAGUACCAGGAUGAUCAGUUCCAAGAAAUGCUGAAGUUGCUGGAUGAUGUCAUACGUCUAGAGAUGUCACUGUGGUGCCACUUCUACAAUACCUUUCCACGGAUAAUGGAAUACAUUCCUGGAACCCACCACACACUCUUCAAAAAAUGGGAGAAACUGAAAUCGUUCAUUUCUCGUAUGAUCGAAAACCACAAGAGAGACUGGAAUCCCGACGACACGAGGGAUUUUAUUGAUGCGUACCUCCGGGAAAUGCAAAAGCAUGAUGGCAAUGCUACUUCCAGUUUCCAUGAGGAAAACCUCAUCUUCAGUGCCUUAGAUCUCUUCAUUGCUGGAACCGAGACAACUUCGACGACGCUGCGCUGGGCUCUGCUUUACAUGGCCCUCCACCCCGAAAUCCAAGAAAAAGUACAAGCUGAGAUUGACAGAGUGAUUGGCCAGUCGCGGCAGCUGAGCACGGCUGCUCGGGAGCUCAUGCCCUACACCAACGCCGUCAUCCACGAGGUGCAGAGAAUGGGAAAUAUCAUCCCCCUGAAUGUGCCCAGGGUAUUAACCGUUGAUACUACUGUGGCUGGAUACCAGCUGCCCAAGGGGACCAUGAUCGUGACCAAUCUGACUGCGCUGCACAGGGACCCCAAAGAGUGGGCCACCCCUGACACAUUCAAUCCAGACCACUUUCUGGAGAAUGGACAGUUUAAGAAGAGGGAAGCCUUUCUGCCUUUCUCAACAGGGAAGCGGGUGUGCCUGGGAGAACAGCUGGCCAAGUCUGAGCUGUUUAUUUUCUUCACCUCCCUGUUGCAAAAAUUCACCUUUAAGCCCCCAGACAAUGAGGAGCUGAGCCUGGAAUUCAGAAUGGGCAUCACCAUCUCCCCCGUGCAACACCGCAUCUGUGCAGUUCCUCGGGCGUGAGGGUGUGGGGAAGGAGGGGGGAGCAGGAAACGGGCAUGUCUCCUGAAGGCACGGAGCCCUCAGGUGAGGGACCGGAGAGGAAGUGGCUCUGCGGGAGGAGUGUGGGGUUAGACGCCCAGGAAACCGGAUUCGAAUCCAGUUGUAUCUCCUCCAGUGUAGCCUUGAGCAAAUCAUGUCUCUCUAGAAAACACUCCCAAAGAUAUUCUUAGAAUAAAACCAAUCAUAU